UACGCUUGGAAGCCUGUGCACGUUCCUUCGUUUUUCUUGCUCUGUCAGUUUUGGGCACCUCGUUUUCUUUGACAAAAUAGAAAACUUUAAUUAGGCUGUUGUGCAGUUACGCUUAUGGAGAAUGAGAAAGCGGAAUUGCGUGUUUGCAAUGCUGAAGAUGAGCUUCAAGAAGAGGAGAAGAUUGAGAAGUUUUUUUCGCUGAUUAGAAGUUUUCAAGAAGCUCGUAAUCGUAGAAGAGAACAGUUGAAUGAAUCAGAAGAAAAGGCGAAGAAGAAUAAGAUUCGGAGGGUGGAUAAUGGGCAUGAAGAACAAUCGAGCUGGGUUCCGUCGUUUGAAUGGCAGGAUUUCACAGAAGAGAUCGAGUUCAGAAGGCCUCCCAUAGUUUUGCCCAGCCCCUGUAAUAAGAAAGAAGAAAAGAAACGAGUUAAAGAUGACGGUUUAGACCUUAAACUCACCCUUUAAUGUAUUGCCUGUUCUGAAUAUAUAUGAUAUAUAUAUUACUGAAUAAUUUAAUUUUUUUUUUUCUUUUUUGGUUUGUUUCUCAUGCGAUGAUGAUGAUUUUACUUGUUUAUGUGGGUUGAUUGAUUGAGAUGUUCUGAAAAUACAUUACUAUCAUAUGAAGUGAACAUUGAUUUUCGUC
Mangifera indica (mango) is the source of this 640-nucleotide messenger RNA. Its product is annotated as protein NIM1-INTERACTING 1-like. Bases 115 to 462 code for a protein of 115 amino acids. Gene Ontology annotation, biological process: regulation of systemic acquired resistance. The record is from RefSeq and is a predicted model, not a curated record. The transcript has a single exon. Lineage: Eukaryota; Viridiplantae; Streptophyta; Magnoliopsida; Sapindales; Anacardiaceae.